GCAAGCCGGCGAUUGCUCAUCGGGAUCUUAAAUCGCGCAACAUCCUUGUUAAGGAUGAUGGCGAAUGUUGCAUCGGAGAUCUGGGAUUCGCGGUGAAGCUGGACUCCGUUUCUGGCCACCUGGAUGUCGCUUACAACCCAGAGCGAGUCGGUACCAAGCGUUACAUGGCGCCAGAAGUAUUGGAUAAUAGUUUGCGCCAGUCCUCUUUCGAGGCCUACAAACAGGCUGACAUGUACAGUCUGGGGCUCGUGUUCUGGGAGCUCACGCGCCGUUGCUAUGUACCUGAUCUCUACGAGCCUGAGGAAUACCAGCUGCCAUAUCAGAAGGACCUCGGACAUCAGCGAAAGCUCGUCAACCCAGACGAUCCCAUUAAGCCCAACAUUAGUGUGCGUGGUCUGCCGCCUGAAGAAUCUCUGCCGCGGGGCGUCUUUGUCUUCCAAGCCAACCGAGGUGUCGGGGCCCCACAGUCUGCGGAAGACGAUCACGCGAAGCGAGAAACCCAAGAGCAGUCACUACCGCCCCAGCAGAGUAUUGCCGAGACCCCAUCAGUCGAUCCGAAUGUGUUACCGGAAGCUGUUAAACCU
Messenger RNA from Dibothriocephalus latus, 584 nucleotides. The record is from the annotation of a GenBank genome assembly. NCBI's taxonomy places the organism in Eukaryota, Metazoa, Platyhelminthes, Cestoda, Diphyllobothriidea, Diphyllobothriidae.